Messenger RNA from Haplochromis burtoni (Burton's mouthbrooder), 3838 nucleotides. RefSeq names its product transcriptional adaptor 2A (gene tada2a). The record is from RefSeq and is a predicted model, not a curated record. Gene Ontology annotation, molecular function: transcription coactivator activity; zinc ion binding; chromatin binding. NCBI's taxonomy places the organism in Eukaryota, Metazoa, Chordata, Actinopteri, Cichliformes, Cichlidae. Gene Ontology annotation, biological process: chromatin remodeling; regulation of transcription by RNA polymerase II. Gene Ontology annotation, cellular component: SAGA-type complex; nucleus. Bases 109 to 1446 code for a protein of 445 amino acids. The transcript has 15 exons.
UGAGCUCGAUUAGCUGUGCCUUCACAAUCAGGGUCACUUGCGAGCUUUGAAAAAUAGAUGGAACCUAAACGUCGAAGCUGUUAUUAAGUUUCAUUUAAACGUAAUCCUAUGGACCGCCUAGCAUCUUUUGCAAAUGACCCCUCCGAUAAACCGCCGUGCAGAGGUUGUUCAUCGUAUCUGACUGAGCCUUAUAUCAAAUGUGCAGAAUGUGGACCCUCAUCUUUCCUGCUGUGCCUCCAGUGCUUCACCAGAGGAUUUGAGUACAAGAAGCACCAGAGUGAUCACAAAUAUGAAAUCAUGACGUCAGAUUUCCCCGUGCUGGAGCCUGGGUGGACAGCCCAGGAAGAGAUGGCCCUGCUUGAAGCCGUCAUGGACUGUGGCUUUGGAAAUUGGCAAGAUGUUGCGUAUCAGAUGCGCACUAAAACCAAAGAGGAGUGUGAGAGCCACUACAUGAAGAAUUUCAUCAAUAACCCACUCUUCUCCUCCACCCUGCUCAGCCUGCGGAAAGCAAAAGACUCUCGUGUUGCAGAGGGCGCUAUUCCUUUUAAACCGAGCGACGAUCCCCCUCGGCCCACAUUUGACUCGGUGCUGUCUCGCGACAUGGCUGGAUACAUGCCUGCCAGAGCCGACUUCAUGGAGGAGUUUGACAACUAUGCAGAAUGGGAUUUGAAAGAUAUUGACUUUGUGGAUGAUGAUUCAGACGUCCUUCGUGCACUGAAGCUUGCAGUUGUUGAUAUUUAUCAUUCAAGAUUAAAGGAGAGACAACGGAGGAAGAAGAUAAUCCGAGACCAUGGAUUGAUCAAUCUGCGUAAAUUCCAGAUGCUGGAGCGAUGCUACCCAAAGGAGGUGCAGGAGCUGUAUGAUGUCAUGAGAAGAUUUGCCAGAGUGGUUGGACCAAUUGAACAUGACAAAUUCAUCGAAAGUCACGCAUUGGAGUUUGAGCUGAGGAGAGAGAUCCGCAGGCUGCAGGAGUACAGGAAAGCAGGGAUCAAGUCUUUCUGCAGUGCCAAGGUGUACGAGCGGGUGAAGCGAAUGCGUGAAGACGAGCGGAGGAAGAGGACCAUGCUGUGUGACGUGCUGCAGUACAUCCAGGAUGGCAGAGCCUGUCAGCAGUGGCUCAGCAAACAGGCUGCAAUAGAUGCUGGAAUCACUCCAGCUGUCACAACAAUCACAGUGUCAGCAACAGGUAGGCGGAGCGCCCCACCUCUCAACCUGACCGGACUGCCGGGAACAGAGAAGCUCAACGAGCGGGAGAAGGAGCUGUGUCAGGUGGUGCGGCUGGUACCGGGCGCCUACCUGGAGUACAAACAAGCUUUACUUAACGAGUGCAGACGGCAGGGCGGGCUGCGGCUGGCGCAGGCGCGGGCGCUGAUCAAGAUCGACGUCAACAAGACUCGCAAGAUCUAUGACUUCCUAAUCAAAGAGGGUUACAUCACCAAGGCGUAGGAGUGUUUGACCACAGUGGGAAGUUCGAUCGUGGUUAGUGUUUAGUUUGUUUUUAAUCUUGUAAUGUUGUCAGCUCAAGUUUUGUAAGACGUUCAGAUUGUUGCUGCUUGUUAUAUUAUAACAUUUGUUAUUGUGUGUUUUUAGUUUAAAUGUACUCAAGUCUUGUAUAAUUGUGAGAAGAACAGGGGAUUGUAUUAAAAUGAUGUAUUUAUUUCUCCUGAUAUAAAGUGUUAGAAAAUGACCUGAUGUACAUGUUGAUAUUUUUAAACUGUAAAAGAGCCGCUUGGAUUAAAAUUCUUGGUAACUUUUUAGUUUACUGUAGGUUUGAAUUAAUAAGCGGAUUCAUUUAGUGAAAUUAGGAAUCGGAGCACCAUUUGGUCAUAAAUGUGAGGCUUGUCGAAACCAUACAAUUCAGUAAAUUUUAUAGUAAAAUUAUAUUUAUAACAUGAAUAUUUACUUCAAAUCUUUUUUUUUAGCUGUUUUUGUACUUCCUAGUGGAGAUCCGUUUGCAUUUGCAAAAAACAAGUGAUGAAAGGAGCUCUUUUAUGAAAAGAGUGGUUUUUCAGGGCUGCUUAUAGAGCAAGGUAACUGUUUUUUUUAAUCAGAUGUUGGUGUGAGUGGUCUCUGCCCAUUUAACUGCUCCUGGAAAAACAAAAACUAUUCUAAUGAUUGUCUAACCAUGUCUUUAUUGGUUUUUACUGAGGUGUCAAAACUCAUCAUUGAGGAAGAAGUCAUCAAAUGCUGCUUUCAUGGGGGAAAGAGUAUAAAAAGAAAACAUAAUUUCAUUGUAAUUUUUUUGGAAAGCUGCAGAGGUGAAAAUUGUAUAACUGGCACAAGCCACAUAACUGCAGCACUGAGGGUUAAAAUGAUAAUAAGCAGCAUCCUCUUCAGGAUGUCAUGGCUGUUAGAUUGGAUGUAGUUUUAAUUAAUGCAGACAAUAAAAUCAAAGUCACUCGAUUACUCGAUUACUCGAUUACUUCUGUGUAUCAGUCAAGUCUCCAUCCCACAGCUUUUGUUUGGGGUUGAUUUUUUUAUUUCACCUAGCUAUUUGGGGAUUGUUUGUCCUCACAUGGGGACAGUUUAGUUUAAAGUAAAACACAAUAAAGCUGCCGUUAUUUGACAAAGUAUAAAAGACUUUGUUAAGCAGAAUGAAGUAUAAGGUGCAGAAAUAUCAAAUUUUAAUGUCCCCAUAUGAGAACUUGGGGUGUCAGGAGGGCAUGGGGGGCACAGAAUAAUAUCUUUAGCCUGCUUACAGUUGCAUCUUCAAGCUGCUUGGCAACCCAAAUCCAUGUCACUACCUCCUUUUUUUUUUUUUUUAAAUGCUUACACAUACAAGGUUAUACCGAAACAGACUGGUAGGUCACAAAAAAGAGCCUUACCUCCAAAUAUAAAUUACUGCUAAUUGAAAUGAUUAUCUUCCUUUUAAUUAAGUUGGAUCUGCUGAAAUAAGUUUGAGGCAAACUCGAAGAAGAGAAACCACAGAAAUGUGCAGAGUCAGUCUAUGCAAGAUUGAUUUAAUUUUGCAAAUAGUUUCAGGAACUUCAAUAAAAGCUAAUCAGAAUUUAUUUCACUUUAGAAUUUCUCAUAUAAUAAAUACAUUAUUGUAGAUUUCUUUCAACAGUUACACAAAUAGAAAGAACAAUGUCCUUUGUCAUAUCUUUAAACUGGUUCAUGUAUGUCUGUGCCAGAAUUUAAUGGGUUCUUCCUCAGGCUGGGGUUCCAUCUCUCUACCCAGUUACAUGAUCUUUGGCUCUAGAUUUUGUGAUCUUUCCUGCUGACAAAAAGCACUGAAAGUAUACCUCUGCUUUUCCCUUGGCAGAGGAAUGACGAGUAUAUUAUUGAGAGGCAUUCACACCUCAUUGCAGAUUCUUCAAAUUGAGACAGAAUACUGCUGAGUAAGGGUGAACGAUGCUCUUCUCUGACGCAGACAAACGGAAGCAGAUAUUUCAGUCUUCAUUUGUGUGGGGCUCGCUCAUGUGUCUUGGGGAAACUGUGACGAAUGUAUUACAGGCAGGAGACCGCCGGCCUCUGGCAGGCUUAUCGGAGCAGAGAGCAACCGCCGCAUCAGCCUCGGCUAACGGCCUGAUUAUAACUGCACAUUCAACCUUUGAUGACUGCGGAGAGGCGUCUGUACUGAAAUGCAGAAAAUUUAAGAGGAUGUGAAGGAGAAAAAACUUGUUACGCCUCCACAAGUCUUCUAAAAUCAAGGUUUCAAAACAAAACAAGAGGCAGCAGAGUGAAAUUGCUUAUUUCGUUCAAUACAGUUUUUCUCAUGUCAACUUUGUGUCUUUACUGGAGAAUGUGUUCCACCCAGCCUCGAAAAACUAGACUUUGAUCUUUCCUCUUUGCCUUUUAUUUUCCGUCUAAAGCUUCAACUCUUUUUUUUUUUUUU